Molecule: messenger RNA, 133 nt
Organism: Racocetra persica
Lineage: Eukaryota; Fungi; Glomeromycota; Glomeromycetes; Diversisporales; Gigasporaceae
Source: the annotation of a GenBank genome assembly
UCAAAUUCUAUACAAAGUCAUAUUCUUCAAGAUCUUGAUAUAGUAUAUGAAGAAAAUUCAAGAUUAACAAAACAGAUUAAUAUUGAAGAAAAGAAUAAUGAUAUUAAACCAAAAGUAGAAAGUCAACAUUGUG